Penicillium taxi is the source of this 1347-nucleotide messenger RNA. Its product is annotated as cytochrome and DOMON domain-containing protein. The transcript is spliced from 3 exons. Lineage: Eukaryota; Fungi; Ascomycota; Eurotiomycetes; Eurotiales; Aspergillaceae. The annotation marks the transcript as partial. The record is from RefSeq and is a predicted model, not a curated record.
UUAGCUGAGGACUUUUUCGCUGUUGUCGAUGGCCCCUCUAACAGUACUUCCUUAACAGCAGGCCUCGUUUCGUGCCUCUUUGUGGUGGUAUAUGCAUCAUCCAGUUCCAAUGCUGCGAGCAUCUUCAAUCUUCCCCUGCAGCAAAAUUCGGCCAACUAUACAUUCGCCCUUAAUAUUCCAGAUGACUCCACUGAUAUUUACCUUCAUCUGUCUGGCCCAGCAGAUUAUUCAUGGAUAGCGGUCGGGACAGGAGCCGGAAUGCAGAGUUCGCACAUGAUCAUCAUUUAUUCCAAUGCUGAUGGCACGAAUGUGACAGUGAGCCCACGAAUCGCUUUUGGCGAAAAAGAACCCGUUUUUUCAUCUUCAACUUCUCUCGAUCUCUUAGCUGGAACAGGGAUCGUGAAUAAUACGAUGACACUCAAUGCGCGAUGCAACGACUGUACGCAGUGGGCAGACAGACCAUUCGAGGCAGGCAUACCAUUUAAGGGAGGCGGACCAUUUAAGGCAAGCAGGUCAUUCGAUUCAACGUCCACAUCGCAACCGUGGAUUUUUGGGCUCGGUCCAGUUGGGAGCACAUCUGCUAGAAUGCGAAGUAAUUCCAAAACAGCCAACAUAGAAAGACAUUCGAAAUAUGGAGUUUUUAUUAUGAAUAUGACUCACGCGACAGGCGGGACCGGCGGGUUGCCGACAUCCUACGCCAACGCGGCUGGUUCAUCAUCGACUGGAGAAAUCACAAACGACAAAAACCUACCUAGUAUCAUCCAUGCUGUGUUCGUCUGCGUUGCAAUCAUUCUCUUGAUGCCCACAGGCGUGGUCUAUCUUCGUCUCUCCCCAAGGAGUGUGAGAUGGCACUGGGUCAACCAGACAUUAUCCUCUAUCCUAGCCAUAAUAGGUAUAAUCGUCGGGUUUUACCUCAGCCACCUUUUCACAAAGUCGCAGUCGCAUCAUUCUGCGCACCAGAUUAUUGGCACUUUGAUCCUACUGGCGAUUCUAGCCCAGCUGGUCAUGGGUGUCUGGCACCAUCUCUCAUAUAAGCGGAUUCAGUUGCCCACUAUAUUUGGGAAAAUUCAUCGGUAUCUCGGAUACGUCAUUAUGUUUGCUGCGAUCGUAAACGGCGGUAUUGGGCUCUACUGGUCAAAUGCGUCCCAUGCUGUCAUGAUCGGAUACUCAAUUAUUGUGGCCAUCAUAGGCUUAGGACUCAUUGCUGUCUUUGGGUUGGUUGCUUGGCAAUCUAAGAAAGAGAGUAAGGGGUAUACCCGUGACCAUUACGAACUGAGAGGAGUCCAAAUUACAUUGAGUUCCAAUGAACACAUGGGGUCAUCAAAAAGCCUCGACAAAUCGUUUUGA